This is a messenger RNA of Biomphalaria glabrata, 4035 nucleotides long. RefSeq lists its product as uncharacterized. The transcript has 4 exons. Bases 371 to 2602 code for a protein of 743 amino acids. The record is from RefSeq and is a predicted model, not a curated record. NCBI's taxonomy places the organism in Eukaryota, Metazoa, Mollusca, Gastropoda, Planorbidae.
GUAGAUCUCAUCAUCUAGUAAUGAUCUAGGUCCUACAACAUUGUUACGAUAAAUAUAAAUACGUUGUAUUCACUGAUUCACUCAAUCACUGGAUUCAGCAUUGCCAACAACUUGAACAACAACAAUCAUUUCAAUCAAUCAAAUCACCAAACCAGUGCAAAUGCCAUAGAUGAUAGAGAUGCCAAACAAAUGCAAUCAAUUUUAUUUGCCAAAAAUGAUUUUUUUUUACAAUUUCAAUUUGUACUGAGCAGAUCUAGUGUCAUCUAGGUCUAGGCUAGAAUUGAAAAAAAAAAAGAAUCUGGAACAUAUUCCUGGUAUAAGUCUAGGAUCUAAGUCUGGAUUCCAGAUAGAGAUACUAAUAUUUAUUAAUAUGGAACAUAGAUAUAGAUCUAUAUCUAAGACAGAUUGUUAUUUAACUGAUUUCAAUGACCUACCUAGUAACAUACAUGAAAUUUUACAGAGCGUUUGUAAUUUUUCGUUAGGUGAAAAUGCUGUUACAGUAACACCCAAGUUAUUUUAUAAUUACAUAAUGUUGAUUUUGCCCGUCUGCCACACUCAUUUCGCUCAGUCACACCAUGAAAAUUAUUUUCAGAAUGUUGAAAAUGAAAAAAACAAUUUUGCUGAUCACCCAAAUAUGAUGUGUUUACACAAUUUGAAAUGCACCAAGUGCUUAUUGCUGUGUGCAUUGUCAUCUAUUAAAGGAGUGUUUAGCAUGAGUUCAAAACCUAACAAUCUAGACGUAGUUGCAGAUAUUCAGCACAACAGUUUGCCCAAUGAACUUCAGUUUGCCCAUCCAACAUUUAAACCAUUGACAGCAGAACUAGGGACAAAUACAGCUGAGCAAAGAUUAAUUGGAAAUGAUCAUGGAUGGUAUUUGAAGGUUGCAAAAUUAAUGAUUAAAAAUGAUGAUCUGACUCAUUUACUUAUCAAAUAUCUUUCUUAUGACUGUUUGUUUACAUCUUAUGAAUCCAAAAAGGUCAUAUUAACAAUGAUAAAAGGAAGAUUUAUAUCUGUUCAACAGAUAUUACUGGAUAUAAAUAAACAAUGCACAUCAGGGUCAUGUACAGCCUAUAUCAAUGUGCUGAAAGAGUUACUUUCUCCUAAACUGUUUCCACAAGACAUCAUUGCAGAAACAUUUAUUCAUGUUCAGUCUUCAGAUUUCCUAUUAACCUUCUUAGCUUCCAAGUUUGAUGCUGAGAAGAAUACAUUCUGCAAUAAUCAUGAAGUCAUCGAAUAUUUAUCUCUUCUAAACAAGAUUAUUAAAGUUGGAGUGAAACAAAAUGUUAAUUGUGAUAACAAUUCUGACUAUUUGUGUUAUGUUCUGCAAACUUCAGUGUUACCUUAUGCAGAUGUAUUUUUUUCACUUCCUUUGGAACGAAAAGGUCAUGUGACUUGUUCUAAAUAUUUGAAACUUUUGGGAGAGUUAUUUGGUGUUGUGUCUAACCUUCAAACCUCAGUUCCUCGGAGCAUUGUUGAUUUGAGUAACAUUGUGUGGCCACAGCUUCUCAAUCAUUUUCAUGCUGCUUUUUCUAGUGGUUUGUUAUCUAGUACUAAUUUUGUCAGCUCUGAGAAGUGUCUCAAUGAGUCAUCUAGCAAAUCUUCCAUUUCUGUAGUCACCAAACUGAUCAUAGAAGUAAGUUUUAAAUCUUGUGCUAUUAGCUUGACAGAAACAAAAAAACAAGUUGCUUCAAUUUCUAAUAUGCUUCACUCAUUAUGGCUUGAAAUUGAACGACUGGUUACAGAAAGUAAAAAGGCAGAGGCUUGGCUUCCCAAUGUAUUUGGAGAUCAAGAUGAUAAAUGGAUCAUCUCACUCUUUUGUUUACUAAUUAUCUGGACAAAAUUUAACAAGGCAAAGCAAGCCUUCAGUGCAGAUUCAUCCUAUAGUUUUGUGGAAAUGGAACAGUUAAUGCACACAAUAUGUCCCCACAAGCUUUUUUUUCAAUUUGUCAGAUUUAUAAAAUAUGAUCACUUGAUACUUGCUGAUUUCUUGACUUCUCCAGAGACUGAAUUUUUAAAUUAUUUGGUUCUUUAUUUGCAUACCCUGAUUGAAAACUGGGACAAUGUCUGUAUUACUUCUCUGGCUACCAAAAAUAGGGAUAAAGCUGAUGAAAUUGGGACCUUAGGUGCCAACAAGGAAAAUGACAAUUUACAAAGCUCAAACUGUACAAUUGUAUCCAAGGAAGAAACAAAGGCGGAAUUUCCUUCAAACAGCAGUCAUGCUUACAGUGCAGAAGAGAAAGAAUCUCCCUAUCUAGAGCUUAUGAAUAAUGAGUCUUUCAACGAAAAUAGUAAGAAGUCUCUUGUGUUGUAUUCAGACACGGACUCAGACGAUGAUACUUGUACAGCAGAUUUAAAUGUUCAGCCACAGCAAAUAGACCAGCAAGUAAAGCUGACAGGCAAUAAAGUUGUUGAGAAGCAUGGUCUUGACAGUAUUCAGGACACUGAAGAAAAGGAAAUAGUAAAAGUUAUAGAAAUGUUUAUUCGUCUCAUGCUGUACAUUGAAAGACUUCUAAGCAAAAAUCUGUUCCCAUAUAAUGCUAGACCUUUACUGAAAUUAUUAGAGAAAGUAGAAAAGAAUUAUGAAAGUAUUUCUAAUGCAUAAACUUUCCUUUUGCAAAACAGUCUUGAGGUUUAUAAUAUAAGUGCUAUUAGAGCAUGGAAUGGGUUGCCUGCCAGCCAGGGAAACCAGUGACUUGGCAGAAUUUAAGUCAUUGGUUAACAUGCAUGACUAGAUGCAUGACAUGUAGGGCGUAAUCUCCUUCUUUUUUGAAGUAACGUCUUUUUUAUAUAAGAUAAGAAGAUAAAACACUAAACCAUAACUUACAAAUAGAAAAACAAAACCUAAUGAAAUACUCAGAAAGACGCAAGGAUAGAGGCACAUUCCUUAUUCCAUACGCUGGAACAAAUUUGUACAAGUGCUCCUUCCUAGUGUCAUUAGAGCAUGGAAUGGGUUGCCUGAAUCAGCCAGGAAAACCAACGACUUAGAAGAGUUUAAGUCAUCGAUUAACAUGCAUGACUAGAUUGACAUAUGAAAUGCGUAUGACGUAAUUAUCUUCUUUUUUGAAGUAACGUCUGUAAUAUAUAAAAUAAGAUAUAAACAUUGACAUUUGACUAGAGCAACACCAUUAGUAAAAUCAUUUAAAUAACACUAAAAUUAGAGACACUACCAGACAGAAGACUAAGUUCACGUUAGACAGAACAUUGCUGCUAACCAAGCAAGUGGGACCUGACCAGAUUAAUAGAUAGACCUUGUGUUUGUUUAAAAACCUGAUCAGAAAUGUUGGUCAAUAUUUGUUUGUGUUUGGGCAAUCGAGAAAUUGGAAAGUCAUAGAAAAUAAUUUUUUGUAAACAAGUAGGUAGAGAAAGAUAGAAGCUUCAGAGAAAGGGUCAAGAAUUAUGUAAGUCUUGAAAAUUCUGUUAAGAGGCUUUUAAGAGAAGUAAAACUAGGCUAGAUAUAGGGAUAAUUGUUCUUUGGUUAUUAGCCAUUGCUUGUCAGUAAGAUUAGAUAAUUUUAUUGGUCCAAAUAUGGAAAUUCAGUUUAACCACUAUUGUCCACCUCAGCAUUACUGCUGUUACAAUAACAAUAAACAUGCACAACCAGCGCUUGAUGGGCUCCACGUACGCCUCAUUGACAAAGAAUGACCUUAUCCAGACAUUAUUUUAUGUACCUUAGUUAACAGUAUUUGUCAGUCAAGCUAUUCUACUAUUCGUAUGAUUUGUGUAAGUUAUUGUUGAAUAAGACUUUUGUUCAUUGAUGAAAUAUUGAGUUUGAAGAUAUUAAACUCCAGAAAAAUUUGUAUUCAACACUGUUUCUUCAGUGUAUUUUUUGUAUGCAGGCACGGCCAAACCUGCAAAUGUUGGGUUACUUUGAGAGACAAAACGUAUAAGUUAUUGUGUGAACAAACUAAAAAUAAAGUUCCCACAGCAUCAAGCAUUGAGUCAUACAUUACAGAUAAACAUUUAGUAAUAAAAUAUUUUAUAAUACAUUCUUCUUAUUCCAUGUGCUGGUACAAAUUCAUAUUAGUUUAACACUUA